Messenger RNA from Daucus carota subsp. sativus, 553 nucleotides. Its product is annotated as cytochrome b-c1 complex subunit 6-1, mitochondrial-like. Bases 156 to 365 code for a protein of 69 amino acids. Gene Ontology annotation, biological process: mitochondrial electron transport, ubiquinol to cytochrome c. The record is from RefSeq and is a predicted model, not a curated record. The transcript has 5 exons. Lineage: Eukaryota; Viridiplantae; Streptophyta; Magnoliopsida; Apiales; Apiaceae.
AAUCUCAAGUAAUGGGUCAGAGCUGAGGGUCUACAGUCUCCCCUGUAUUUAGCUUUCCUAAUGUUUAUUGGAGUCAAACUACAGUCUCGACUUUUCGCUUCUCUUUUGUGAAGAAUCUGACAAAGAGUUUGAUUUAGACCAUCCUUGUAUUUCUAAUGGCUGAUGAAGAACCCAGUGAUCAGAAGAAGUACCUUGAGGACUCAUGCAAACCCAAAUGCGUUAAACCUUUUCUUGAGUAUAAGGCAUGUGUUCAAAGGAUUGAAGGCGAUGAUUCUGGGCACAAGCAUUGCACUGGACAAUAUUUUGAUUAUUGGCAGUGUGUUGAUAAAUGCGUUGCACCUAAGCUAUUGGAGACGCUCAAGUGAUUGGAGAGGGGGAUUAUGGGAAUAAUCAUGUAUCAUCUUGCACUAUUGUUUUGGAAUCCACUUUUGAGUCUCUGAAACUGUUUAUCUUGAGUUAUAUGGGGAUAGUUGUACUCCAGUUCCCGCAACAUAGUUUGUUGGAAUUCAGUUACAGUAAUAAAAGAGUCUACUGGAAUGAGAUUUGAUCAUCA